AGAUGGCGCCCUGCCAAAUACGAAGUACGAAUGAAAACUGAAAGGCAGGGUAAAAGGGUGAAUUACCAACCAGUUACUUGAAAUAUGGAAGGCAAUUUGAGGCACAAUGCACGAACGGAAGAUAUAAUUAUGACAUGGUGUACAGCCGCCCUUCGUCGCUGCCAGUGCCCACAGUCUGGCACCGCUUCACCGCCCGCGGCGUCACGCUGAGGGUGCAGGACCUCACCCAGCAGCAGGUGGAGCCAGCGGUGCGGCUGCUGCUCCAGCACUUCACUGCUGACGAGCCGCCGUGCAAGUAUAUAGAAAUCAACAAGCACCCGGGAGCUGUGGCCGAGCUCGAGAAGCUGUGGAGGAACACCAUCAAAGACCAGCUGUCCCUGGUGUGUGUGGAGGACGUCGACGAGCCGAAGGAGAUUGUUGGCGUUAAUGUUCUCACCGUCUGCUCUAGAAGUGAUGAAGAAGAAGAGUUUAAGACGGAGAACAGGAUCUGGGCGAAGCUGUUCGGUGCAGUGGAGCUGGUGGGGAAGAGCGUUGACAUAUUCGCGCGUUUCGGCGUCCAACGCUACCUCACAGCGUACGGGCUGGUGGUAGCACCACCGUGGAGAGGCUGCGGCAUCGGAGGCGAGAUCCUGCGGGCACGGAUACCGCUGUGCAAAGCUCUUGGCAUCAAAGUGACGGCCACCGUGUUCACGGCGGCGGCGUCCCAGGCGGUGGCCAAGAAGGCGGGCUUCCACGACCUGUUCCAGAUCUCAUAUGAGGAGCUGGCUCAACGCGGCUUCCGAUUCCCAGGAGUUGAAGAGAACACUAAAUAUUCAAAGCUCAUGGCAUUAGAGAUCAUCUAAAUUAUUUAUUAUUUAGAUGAUUUCUAUUUCUAAAUAUUAUAAAGCUGAAGAGUUUGUUUAUUUGAUUGAACGCGCUUAUCUCAGGUACUACUGGUCCGAUUUGAAAAAUUCUUUCAGUGUUAGAUA
Messenger RNA from Bicyclus anynana (squinting bush brown), 968 nucleotides. RefSeq names its product arylalkylamine N-acetyltransferase 1-like. The record is from RefSeq and is a predicted model, not a curated record. NCBI's taxonomy places the organism in Eukaryota, Metazoa, Arthropoda, Insecta, Lepidoptera, Nymphalidae. The coding region runs from base 135 to 842 and encodes 235 amino acids. Gene Ontology annotation, molecular function: N-acetyltransferase activity. The transcript is spliced from 5 exons.